Messenger RNA from Brugia malayi, 774 nucleotides. RefSeq lists its product as uncharacterized. The record is from RefSeq and is a predicted model, not a curated record. The transcript is spliced from 7 exons. Lineage: Eukaryota; Metazoa; Nematoda; Chromadorea; Rhabditida; Onchocercidae. The coding region runs from base 1 to 774 and encodes 257 amino acids.
AUGUUUGAUGUGCUGCAAGGAUUGAUCGGUUUUAUCAUUUUUUCAUCAAUUUUAUUCACCGCUUCAUUAAUUAUUUGUGAAAGUAAUUCACGACCACAACGAAGACACAAUGAGGGAAUGAGAAAUGAUAAAAAUUAUGCAAAAACUGAUACAAUUAGUCAAACUGGAAAAUUCGGCGGAAAGAAAUCACAUAGCAAAACAAUGUCUACGGAAAGCACAAAGAGGGUUGAAAAGCGAAAAGCACAGAAAUUAUUGAAAUCGAAAUCAAAAACGAACAAAUCAAGAAAGUUUUCAAAACAGAUCGAUUCAUCAACAUCGACCAAAUCUGUGGAAGAUCUUUCAAUUAGACAGAAACAAAGCAGUAGAUGGGAAAGGUUCCCAAAGCAUUCAACUACAAAUGGUUUCAUGAUUCGAAAUAUAGACGAAAAACUAAAAGAAGGAUUAAAAAUGGAGCCAAGAUUAUUAAAUUGGAAUAUCUCAGGUGGUAUUCAAAAAGUAUACUUAACAAAUCCUACUGAUGAACGGAAAGCAAUCAAGGUGAAAUGCUCGGAUAAUUAUUUGUAUCGUGUUAGUCAUGUUUAUAGUUUUGUUGAACCAGGUGAAACAGCCGGAAUUGAUAUCAUUCGUCAGAAUGGUAGUGCUAAACCUGAUAAAAUGAUUUUCCUCUGGACAAAGGCUGAGAAAAGUGACGAGAAUGCUUCAAAAUUAUUUAACAAACAUUUUUCAUAUCCGAUGGUUGUUUUACCUCUUACAGUUAACAAUCCUAUUGCAUAA